GGGGGCUGGGACUGCGCAUGAAUGGUCACAGCACAGGCCACCGCCUCCUUCUGCUCGGCGCCUCAGUCAGCCGGUGCCACCCCACAUCUGCCCAGCGAGAGCUGCCUUCCCCAGCGCCGGGCGGUUAAAAAUGGCCAUCAGAAUGACAACUACGUUGCUUUAUAACAUGGUAUUUUUGCUAGCAUUUGGAUUGGCUUUGGCUUCUAGUCACAGUCCUAGGACCCCAGAUAAAGUUUCCGAAGCAGAUAUUCAGAGACUCCUUCAUGGGGUUAUGGAACAAUUAGGCAUUGCCAGACCCCGAGUAGAAUAUCCAGCACACCAGGCUAUGAAUCUAGUGGGUCCACAGAGCAUUGAAGGUGGUGCUCAUGAAGGUCUUCAGCACUUGGGUCCUUAUGGCAAUAUUCCAAAUAUUGUGGCUGAGUUGACAGGAGAUAAUAUACCAAAGGAUUUCAGUGAAGAUCAAGGCUAUCCUGACCCUCCAAAUCCCUGCCCUAUUGGAAAAACAGCUGACGAUGGAUGUCUACAAAACACACCAGACACAGCAGAGUUCAGUAGAGAAUACCAGCUGCACCAACACCUUUUUGAUCCAGAACAUGACUAUCCCAGCCUCGGCAAGUGGAAUAAGAAUUUUCUCUUUGAGAAGAUAAAGGGUGGACCAAAAAGAAGAAAAAGGAGUCUGAACCCAUAUCUGCAAGGACAGAGACUGGAUAACGUUGUGGCAAAGAAGUCUGUUCCUCAUUUUUCAGAUGAAGACAAGGGCGCUGAAUAAGCACAAUAAAAAUGAAUGAUGAAAACUCAUGCCACCCUCCCGUAGAUCAUAAUAUUGCUUACAUAUAAUCAGCUAUUAAAAUCCUUGCAAUGGCAGCAUGUUUAUUAUUUAUAUAAUUAUGGAUGAAAAACAGAUGUAUUUAUAACAUUGUUCUCCUGGAUAAUGAAAAUAUGAUUCUGCUUUCUGUUAAAUUAUGGUAAUAGGACCUUUUAGUUGUUUUUGUUUUCAUCAUGGAGCGAGUUUUUAAAAUAUAGUCAUUUUAGUAACUAACAUGAGUUAAAUAGCAUUAAACAGCAGCUUGUAAAACAGAAGAUAUAAAAAAUUGUCCAGUUUAAUUCCAGUGUUUAUUCUUAUAUUUUCCCAUGAUUGACACAUGAAAAUUAUAGUUUUAUUUUUUGUUGACAGAUACUGUGAUUUAACAAACUGAAGUAAUGAUAAAUGUUGUUUUAUCCAGAUACUUUCAGCUUUUGGUCUAUUUUAAUAAAUAUUCAAGCAAUCUACAGUGUUUACAGAGUGACAUUUUCCACAGUAUUUGGAGGAUAAUCUGCCUUAGCUGUUGCUGUGCUAACUAGAAAACUGUGGUUUGAAUCUAUAUACUGAAGUAUUUUUCCUGAUCAGUUUUUAUCAUUUCACUAUCUCAUCCUUCCCAGAUACUCACACUCUCACCUUGGCUACCUGCUGGUACUUCUUUAGUUUGCAGACUAUGAAAUCCAAUUUUUUUUGUGAGUGGCUACUGCAUUUGCAUAUUUAAAAAGCAGCCCAAUUCAUACUCCUGUGGAAUGCUAUGACUGAGGAAAAUAACAUUUGUGUCUGAUAACAAAGAUUUCAAGUCAGAUGUAGCUUAUUUGUAAGUGGGAGGCUCUCCGUUGUUUUUGGACAUAAGGUGUCCUGUCAACCUAAAUUCCAGGUCAUGGGCCCCCUCUAAUAAAACAGGGAUGAUCUUAUAAAAAUCAGGACAGGUACCAACCCUACCUGGCCCCAACCCAGCACUUUAAAUAUUCAGUAUGACCCUUAGCCUCACCGCAAUACAGUCAAUACAACUCUCAUCAUCAGUCAGCUGAUUGGCAGUCAACACAUGCACCUCUAAAUAUCCAAACUGGGCUAUAGUGCAGAUGAGAUUCCCAGCUGUAGGCUAAUCAAUAGACCUCAUCCUGGGCCUUCAACUGUACCAAUAGUCUGGCGAUGGUAAGCCCCAUAUCAGGCUACGUAAAUUACUUGCUUUGCUGCAAGAGAAAAAAGGUGAAAAGGGACCAGCAUCUAUUUCAUGGGCAUUUAAUACUCCUGUGGAAGAAGCCAGGUGAAAACCUGAAAACCUGUAGUCCCUGCUUAGCAGCCUAACCGUUGGUGCUCCACCACUGGUCUUUAAGUUGCAACUGGUUAGCUCACCUCAGACACCCUUGUCAUGCUGGUGGACUGGAGGAGGAUGCUGUUUCCUUCCUAAACCAACAAAUUGAUAUCCACCUUACAGUCAGAUGAGCUGUGAUGGGGCCACCAGAUCCAAUUUUGUUACUUCUAGAAGCUAUCUGGCAUUGCUUUCCAACCCAACAGGCCACAUUACUCACUUGAUAUGUAUUUUUCCUACAUAUCAAAUGCCCUAGAUUUUAUAGCAAAUGGGCUCACCUUAUAUUUAUAAACCUCAACCUGUGAGACAAGAUACACCCCACUCAAAACAAACAAACAAACAAAACAAAACAGAACAAAAAAGCUCAACAACUUAGAUUAAACAAAAUGAACUAGGUACAAGACUGACAAGACUGAUAGGAGCUGAAAUUCUACUUGAGUUUAUAUGCAAGUUCACCAGAUUUCCAAAAACUGGACUGAAGUGAAUUUUGAGUUUCCUAUUGUAGCAAUUAAAGCUGAACAAAUAAUUAAUAAUAUAUUAUUUAUUCACUGAUUUCUUGCCUCUCUCAAACUUUGCAAGCAGAUUGCAAAACUCUAGAAUUCACUCUACCUUCUGAAUUCAUCGUGCGUUGCUUCCCAGUCUUUCAUUUCUUACAAAGAUUGUAUGAACAGAAUCUUUGAGUUGAAGGGAGUAUGUUGUAGGGUGAGAUUUGUAAUUGGAUAGGGCAAGAUGCUGAGCAACCUCAACUCCCAAAAACUUCAUCAGACAUUGACUGUACGCAGGAUUUCACAGGGUCAGAUCCAUACUUCCUACUUAUCAAGCUUACUCAACCCUUUAACUUGUUUUCCUGCUUAUUCUCCAUUCAGACCAGUAGUACAAAGAAAUGAUUCAUUAUCAUAGGUUGGCUCUAAAAUAGAAACCAAGGGCUAUAUGUCAUAGCAUCAGUUUCAGAGCAGAACUUUCCAUUGAUUUCACUGGCCCAAAAUAUAUCCCUAAGCUUCUAGCUUUGCGCUGCCUGCUGUGGCCAGACAGAAUUGUAGCAAGACAAGGUGGAUGAGGUAAUAUCUUUUAUUGGACCAACAUCUGUUGGUGAAAGAGGCAAGAUUUCAAGCUCCAGAAACCCGGAGAAGAGCUCUGUGUAGCUCAAAAGCUUGUCUCUCUCACCAACAGACAUUGGUCCAAUAGAAGAUACUACUUCAUCUGUGUUGUGUCUCAAGUAGCCGGGGACCAACAUGGCUACAACAACACUGACAGACAGAAUUUGAGUUAGUUGAGGCCUUUCCACACUGUUAGGUCCCAUAGAGCUGGAAGAGUGUUUCUUCAGAUACCUCCCUACCCCAUGCCUUCUACACUGUUAGGAAAAUGGUUCUACAGGGUCUCCAGGUUUACCAUAUAAAGAAAGCCCAUUUAAUUAAAGACUCAACCACUAAAGUGACUCAUUUUUUCAAUCUUUUAAUCCCUUUCAUAUGCCAUUCCAUGUUAUUUGUACUUUGUAAAUGCAUAGCAUAUAAAGGGAAGAGUGGGAUGUGUGGUUUGCUUAAUACCAUCAAAAAAAACCUAAUGUCUGGUUCCUUUAAGAGCAGCAGGCCUCAGUCUCUUUAUCCACACUACAUGGUGAUGUGAUAAUUAGGCACCACGCACCAACUAGAUUACUUCUGAGGUACCGUCUGAUAACUGUUUACAACUUCAACAAGGCUUGAGAAGCUGAGCCUCCCUCAGUCAUAGAUCUGUAUGGAGAUGGGAAAACAAGUUCUAGAGUGGUGGAGGGUUGUUUGUUUGUUUGUUUUUAACUUUUUUAAACUUCAUGUUACCACAAAUUCCUUAAAGGAAUUACCUGCUAAAUGAAAUCAAAUUUAUGGCAAUUUGCUGAGUCCAUUAAGCCCCUUUGACUGUAUAUGAAAUUAGGACACCCCCAAAACACUAUUGAGAAACUUUAACCUGUGGCUUUUGUAUUCUUGAUAACAGGAUUAACAAUUCUAUCUUCAGCUCUGUGUAUGGUCUGCCUUUCUGAAAUGGGAUAGACAGGUCCUUUCACAAUCAAAAGAGACCAAAGAUCCAAAAAGAAUUGUAGUUUUACAUAAAGACCCCUCAAUAUCUUCCUCAGACAUGCCAUAUUUCCGCUCUUAUGGAGUCAAUCAGGAAAUAUGUCAAAUACCUUUUUUUUCAGUUAAUUGUGCACAUUGCUCAAAUACAGUAAUAUAGUUAUAUGGCACAUCAGUCAACAGUAGUUGAAUUUUGGUUUGGUUUUGGGAAGUGGAGUUUCUGAAAAAUUUGAAUUCAAACAUUUAUGAUACUUUAGAACUCAAGAACCACUUUAUGUUGCUACAGUUGUUUUAUACUUCAACUCUUUAGAAUUAAAAACUUUACAUUGUUAGGUAUUUUACAAAUGUCAAGGGGCAUAAUUAACUCUAAAGUGUUUUAAGAUACAAUUUGUAUGCAAGAAGCUGUACAAAAUAAAGUGUAUUGCAUUGCAAUGAAAUUUUUGUCUGGUAAAAAUAUCUAAGAACUUUCUAUAACAUUUGAAGUGUUAAGUA
Messenger RNA from Gopherus evgoodei (Goodes thornscrub tortoise), 4645 nucleotides. RefSeq names its product neuroendocrine protein 7B2. Lineage: Eukaryota; Metazoa; Chordata; Testudines; Testudinidae. Gene Ontology annotation, biological process: neuropeptide signaling pathway; regulation of hormone secretion. Gene Ontology annotation, cellular component: secretory granule. The record is from RefSeq and is a predicted model, not a curated record. The transcript is spliced from 6 exons. Gene Ontology annotation, molecular function: enzyme regulator activity. Bases 131 to 769 code for a protein of 212 amino acids.